AUGGAAGACGAGGCAGUCCGUAUGAGCUGGCUUAGCGGCCGGCCCCAGCGCGUCUUCAACUUGCGCCCGCCUCCCGAGUUUUCAAGAAACUAUUGCUCGUAUGGGGCGCAAUGGAGCGUCAUGGACGAUCAAAUCUUGUUGACAUUCGAAGAAGAAGCAGACGGUACGAUCAUUAAACACCCGUCUUCUAUUUUCUUGGCCGACGUUCACGACAUCUUGGGCAAAGCCGACGACGUCGUCGAGUUUAGAAAGAUUGUCAAGCUGCCGUUCAACGCCACAAGGUCAAGGCUAUUGAGCCACCGAGCGGGGUUUGUCACCGCAGAGUUUAGAAAAGACGAAAAGAAGCUGCUAUUGCGCACGCACGACUGGGAUGGAAACACUACGAGAGAAACAACAGUAGACGUGGCCUCUAUUGACGGGCAACUCGUCGUGAAUGACUCAUCUGUUGCCCUUUGCGUGGAUGAUGAACCAAAGAAAGAAUGGUGCAUCAGUGGUUGCCGCACAUUGAGCCAGAUAGCUAUCUGGAAUCUCGAAUCAGGAGACAUUACAAGGAUGGUUAUACCUCAAGACGAGCGCGCACCUCAGUGUCACAGUGGCAAUUUUACGUUUGUCACGCCUUCGUGCAUCGCUCUGGGUGGCCAUCUUGAUCCUGAUCAUGAUAGGCCAUACGCUCUAUUAAGAUCAUUCUCAACCAAUCCUUCGGAGAAGCAGGUUGGGCGGUUAUUCCGACAUGGCCAGAAUUUUGAGUUUUCAAAUGAUAAUGACGCCCUAGCAAUAUCUGGAAGUUCUGCUAGCAGUGAUAUCGUUGUUCAUUUUCAUCAUAGUGGUGGUCGCUUCACAGUUGCAGACAAGGGUUUGCUCACAGGUGAAAUUCCAUCCGAGUCGCUCCCAACGCCCGGGUAUUUCAUUGAUCCAGAUUUAUUCAAGGACCUCUGGCAUGUCUUCAUGGACAAGUUUAGCGCACGAACACUCCCAGGUGUGCUGUAUGAAAGUCUCGCCAGUCUAGCUGGGAACAAGCUUCUAGCGCGAGAAGACCUCGAACACGAACAUGACGAAGAACAAUAUUCCGGAUUUCAUAACGCUCGCUCAUUUGGAGAGUUCCAAAUCCUCUAUCUCUAUGAUUUCGACCAGAAUCGGUGCAACAAGUUGCGACAGCUUUCACCCGACUCUGAGCGCGCAGAUCUUGCGGCGCGUCUAAAAGGGCGAAAUCCAGACGCCAGAGUGACUGUAGUAUCUCGCAUGUCCUACAUGGGUAUUGAAGAAGCCAUGGAUAUGGAAGAAGACACCUCGCCAGAGUGGGCAGAACACGUUCACCAGUUAUGGGUGACUAAUGAGGCGCGUGGAAAAGGAGAGGCCGAGUUCCCCGUCCUUGAAUUCGACGACCCUCCGAAAGACCACAAAAGCCCUCGGAUGUUGUACACCCGAACCAUGCUUUGUCUUCCUGAAAUAAGAGAAGGCCAAGAGUUUGCUUUGACAACUUCGGCGAUAAUAGAGCUCCCUACACAUGAAGCGGACGGAUAUGUGCACUAUUUUGGCGAAGAGUAG
Trichoderma gamsii is the source of this 1545-nucleotide messenger RNA. RefSeq lists its product as hypothetical. The transcript has 4 exons. Lineage: Eukaryota; Fungi; Ascomycota; Sordariomycetes; Hypocreales; Hypocreaceae. The record is from RefSeq and is a predicted model, not a curated record. Bases 1 to 1545 code for a protein of 514 amino acids.